AUGGCUUCUAUAGUGGGCGAUUCGCCAGCAGACUCGCGUAGCCUUGACAGCGACCGCAAAUGGAGUUUGCAACCACUUCUGCGCCAUGCUGAACGCUCGCACCAAAAGAUGCCAGGCAUUAGGAAGAUCCCUCUGCGUGCAAUUGGUAUUAUCCUUUUUAUAGCGCUGCUGAAUGCUAUCGUGUGGAUUGCAGCUGCGAUUGUGUUGCGCUUUCACACAUCACUGGUUUCCACUGCAGUGCUUGCUUAUACUCUCGGUCUGCGGCAUGCGUUCGACGCUGAUCAUAUUUCGGCUAUUGACUUAAUGACACGACGACUUCUGGCUACUGGACAGAAGCCUGUUACUGUUGGAACCUUUUUCUCGCUGGGCCACUCGACUAUUGUUAUCAUCACUUCGAUUGUUGUUGCCGCAACUGCAGCUGCUGUUUCCUCCAAAUUUGAUAGCUUCAGCACCAUUGGCGGCAUUAUUGGAAGCUCCGUCAGUGCUGCUUUUCUGAUCUUGCUAGGCCUGAUGAACGGCUAUAUCCUCUAUAAGCUCAUCAAGCAAAUGCAGAAGGUUUUCAACUUGCCCGAAGGCCAAGAGGAUGAAGCUUGGAAGAUUGAGGGAGGGGGUUUUCUCUUCAGCAUCCUGAAAAAGAUGUUCAAAUUGAUCGAUCGGCCAUGGAAAAUGUACCCGCUCGGAGUACUCUUCGGUCUGGGCUUCGAUACGUCGUCAGAAAUUGCCCUGUUGGGCAUAUCUUCGAUUCAAGCUGCAUCGAGAACCUCAUUCUGGGUGAUCCUUAUUUUUCCAGCACUUUUCACAGCUGGCAUGUGUCUGAUCGACACAAUCGAUGGAGCGCUUAUGUACUCGCUCUACGUCCAGCCUGCUGCGAAUUUCCUACCCUCAAAGCGAGACAGCACCAUCUCUGAAGACGGUGACGAAAUGCCCCAGUCUCACGACAACCAUCGCGACCCCAUCGCCUUCCUCUACUAUUCCAUUGUUCUUACCACCCUGACAGUUAUUGUCGCCAUUGUCAUCGGUGUCAUUCAACUGCUCACCAUGAUUCUGAACGUGACAAACGCUACUGGAAGGUUCUGGGAUGGUGUUCAAGUGGCUGGUGACUAUUACGAUGUGAUCGGUGGAUCAAUCUGUGGUUGUUUCUUGAUUAUCGGCGGUCUUAGCGUGCUCCUCUACAAGCCCUGGAGGAGAUGGAUGGGCCGCCGCCACGGACAACCAAUGUUGAAUGAUGAAGAAAGAUACCACGAUGAUGAGAACGAACCGGCUGUUGAAAGUGGAGUUACUGUUCAUAAACCUAGUAGUAAUGUCAAGCAGGGACAUACUGAGGUGGUUGGAAAGGGGACUUCUUCUGAGGUUGCAGUGACUGCUGAAGAGCGUCGUAUUGAAGAUGAGAUUGUUUAG
Molecule: messenger RNA, 1398 nt
Organism: Penicillium waksmanii
Lineage: Eukaryota; Fungi; Ascomycota; Eurotiomycetes; Eurotiales; Aspergillaceae
Product: HoxN/HupN/NixA family nickel/cobalt transporter
Exons: 5
Coding region: 1-1398 (465 amino acids)
Biological process (GO): nickel cation transmembrane transport
Cellular component (GO): plasma membrane
Molecular function (GO): nickel cation transmembrane transporter activity
Source: RefSeq, a predicted model, not a curated record